Molecule: messenger RNA, 2535 nt
Organism: Mytilus californianus (California mussel)
Lineage: Eukaryota; Metazoa; Mollusca; Bivalvia; Mytilida; Mytilidae
Product: BRCA1-associated protein-like
Exons: 15
Coding region: 120-1931 (603 amino acids)
Biological process (GO): protein ubiquitination; Ras protein signal transduction
Cellular component (GO): cytoplasm
Molecular function (GO): ubiquitin protein ligase activity; zinc ion binding
Source: RefSeq, a predicted model, not a curated record
UUCUUGGAAAAAACUGGAAAAAAUAAGAAGGAAAAAAAUUGGAUUCGUUCUGGCAAGGAUUUUGUUAGUCCUACUAUAAAAAUCCAUGUUUCUAACAUUUAGACUCUGAUGAAUUUCACAUGUCUGAAUCAAUCUCUUUGUGUAUUCUGAGGCUAGAAAUAGAGAAUGAUCACGAAAUCCCAAAAUCUUUCAAUUACUGUGCAUCAGACCUCCAUACUGCUAACAUAGAAUCUAGGGAUAGAGCAUCGUAUGCUUCAGUUGUUAAUACAUCCGGACCAAAUUCUAGUGUAGAAAAGUCUCCUGUAGAGUUGAACCUCACUUGCAGAGGACAGCGUGGGUUUGGUGACUUCACAAUAGAAUCUUAUUUCUCGGUAAAUUUUGAAACCAAAUCUGAAAUGAAAGCAGCUGAAGACAAGACCGACAGGCAUACUGAAGACUUUAAACCAAUUAAAGAUGGCCAGUCUCCUGGUCCAUCAUCAGAUGACCACAGACCUGGCAGCAGUCAGAGUACAAGGCCUAAGAGUCAUACACCACCACUGAAAUCCCCACAUAUGAUACACUUUUAUUCUGGAAAUCCAAUGGUGGAAAAGACCAGGGGAAUACUUCAUCUUUAUAAAGACGAUCAGAUUACAUCCCUGAAGUCUGGAGUACCAAGAAGUGAGUUGAUUUGCAUGGUAGCUGUCCCAGCUGCUUAUACCAUUCAUGAUUUACUCAACUUCACAGCAGCAGUUCAUGAAGGAAUAGAAUACCUAAGAAUAGUCAGAGACAGUACUCCAAAUCAGUAUAUGGUGUUAGUGAAAUUCAGGACACAGAAACUAGCAGAUGAAUUCUUCAACACCUAUAACAAUGUAACAUACAACUCAAUAGAACCAGAUAUUUGUUUAUUGACUUAUGUUGCUAAAAUGGAAACUUUAAAAGAAGAAGAGGAUGUUAGCUUACCUGUGCCAGGGCUAACAGAAUUACCCAACUGUCCUGUAUGCUUAGAAAGAAUGGAUGAAUCUGUGGAUGGAAUAUUAACAAUCCUGUGUAACCAUGCUUUCCAUAUGAAAUGUUUGGCACAGUGGGGUGAUACAAGUUGUCCUGUAUGUAGAUAUCUACAGACACCUGAAGAAGUAGUAGACAACAGAUGUAUGACUUGUGGAUCACAAGAGAGUUUAUGGAUAUGUUUGAUUUGUGGAAAUAUUGGCUGUGGUAGAUAUACUGGACAACAUGCACACAGUCAUUUCGUAGAAACACAGCAUACUUAUUCCAUGCAGCUUGGUAACAAUCGUGUGUGGGAUUAUGCUGGAGAUAACUAUGUCCAUAGAUUAGUACAAAACAAAGGAGAUGGUAAACUUGUCGAGGUAGAUGAAGGAGGGCGGGUAGUACAUGAAGAGAAAAUAGAUUCUCUAGCUUUAGAGUACACCUACCUGCUGACAAGUCAGCUAGAAUCACAACGACUUUACUUUGAAGAAAAAAUGAAUCAGAUAGAAGAAAAUGGAAAACUGACGGCACAAGAGUUAGAUCACAGAUUACAGAAGGAAAGGGAAGUUAAUGAGGAUAUACAAUUAAAACUUCGGGAAACAGAAAAAGAUAAACACAGCAUGGACAAGAAAUGUAAUCAUCUGCAUUCAAGGCUUACAAAAGUUUUAUCAGAGUUACAAGAGGAAAAACAGAUGAAUAAAUGUUUACUGGAAAACCAACAAGUGUGGCAGAAAAAAGUUCAGAAUCUAGAAUCUCAAGUCAAAGAUCUAACAUGUACAAAGGAAAAGGAAAUAAAUGAGUUGAGAGAACAGUUACGAGAUGUCAUGUUUUACUUAGAAGCUCAACAAAAAUUAUCUAGUGCUACAGAAAUAUCACAAGAAGAAAUACAAGACGGUAAAGUAAUAGUUGGUGCUUCUGGUAAUACACCAUCACCCAUAUCUAGACGAGGAAGGAAAAAAGAUAGAUAAUUGUUAAUUUUACCUUGUUUUUUAUUGUUUAUUUAUAUUUGUUGUAAUAAGGGAGCAUUGGAAUAGUAAUUGCUUGUUGUAAAUUGUUAAAUUUCUAUAUUUUAAAACAAAGACGUCAGGUGAAAGGUGAAACUUGUUAGGAUGAAGGUGAAAGUUCUGGUAUUACACUGAGAGCAUAAUAAUUACUUAGUAUUUAAGUAUUAGAACAAUUGCUUUUAUUCUUUACACAUUUUACAGACUAAAUCUAAUUAUAAAUCACAAUGGAAUUCUUUACAGACUCUUUGUCUAUUUCUUGCUUAUGAAUAUUUUACUGAUCCAAUAAUCAACCAUUGUACAAAGAUGCAAUAAAAAGAUAUUUUCCAAUAUCUGUCAUUGUUCACAUUAAUGCAACUGUGUAGUAGAUAAAUAAGCAGGAAAUUAAUUAAUUGUAGACUAUCAUUAUCGCAUUUUCAGAAAAUGCACUAGAAAUAUUGAUUUUCUAUUGACAGUUAUUUGUAUUCUAAAUUGUUGAUUGCAAUUCAUGCUUUAUAGCUUAAAUUAAGCUGUUGCAUUAUUCACUAUCAUACAUUUUGAAACAUAAUAAAUAUGAUUUUUGAUAAUUUGU